UGGGAUGCGGAUGUAAUUUCCUAAGAAGACGUGGUGCGACUAGUUGAUUUCUUAGUUUUUAGGUUUCUUCUCGGACUGAGCGAAACGCGAGAGAGAUGAUACUACUGCAGUCGGCAUCGAGAUUUCUGCUCCAGGUUCUGUUGAACAGAGUAGAGAAUCUUGACAAAGGAGUUGAAUUGGACUGCCAGUCUGUUGAGUUUGACGAUGUUCGCUAUCAUAUUCAGGUGUCUUUGAGGUAUCCUCAAUUCUUAGUACUAUCGAUGUCACUACCUACUCCUCCCCCAGAAACUAUAUUUGUGGACGGACUUCCUUUCGGAGCCAUUGAAGCUAUCAAGGCGGCAUAUGGCGUGCUUGUACAAAUUCUCGAUCCUCCAAAAGAUGGCUACAAUCUUACGAUGAGAUUAGAUUUGGUACAACUUCCACAAGAUGAAGAGCUUCAAUACGAUCUCUUAGAAAAGGUUGCAUCCGUGAGGGAAGUUGUGUUAGGGGCUCCAUUAAGAGUUGUACUAAAACAUCUUGCUUCAAAGAGAGUUCCUCCAGAUUUGGAUAGACUUAUUGCUCUUGUGCAUCGGCCUAGGGAGUCAUUCUUCCUUGCUCCUGAGGCAGACAAGGUAACUGUGGUGUAUCCAAUGAGAUUCAACGAUUCAAUCGAUACUGUUCUGGCAAUUUCGUUCUUGGAGGAAUUUGUAGAGGCAAGGCGCACUGCUGGACUUAACAACGCCCCUCCAUGUUUUUGGUCUCCCUCUCCUCCUCAAGUGUUAGAAGAAGCUCCUACGGAAGCCUUAUCUGCAAAUUCUGGCUUUGUUACAUUUGUUAUUUAUCCGCGCCAUGUGGAAGGUCGGAAGCUGGACAGAACUGUUUGGAGCUUGUUAACCUUCCAUGCAUAUGUUAGUUAUCAUGUGAAGUGCUCAGAAGGAUUCAUGCAUACGAGAAUGCGACGGCGUGUUGAGUCACUGAUUCAGGCUCUUGAUCGUGCGAAGCCUGAAGGCGAGGAUUUGAAGAAAAACUCACAAAACAAAUCCUCCAAAAGACUGAGCCUGAUGGAAAUUCGCAACAAUUCAAAUUCAUAGAAAUGCAGCAUAUAGCUCAUCGAGGAAAAUGGGACCUUAUGAAGCUUAUUUUGUUUCUUUUCUAAGGAUGUGUGCUGCCUAGGCCAUGGUGUCAAUCGUCCUUCGGAAGAAAGUUCAUUAACAGUAGAUUCUACUUUUGCAGCCAAUAUCUUCUAAGAAAAUCAAAUGUUUGGGUAUUUUUUUUAGGGAUAACCGGAAAUAUCCAUGUCAUUCUAAUAUCUUUACUUGCAGUUGUCUUUCUGACCCUGUUACAAAAACUUUUUUUUUUGUCAUGUUGCAUGGUUAGUAAAGUUUUCCAAUGAGAUUUGAGUUACGUUUGAUUUAUCAACUUCCAAAUUAAGUAAAAUUUGAUUUAUCUGUUAUAAAUCAAUGUUUAUUUAAUAAG
This is a messenger RNA of Papaver somniferum (opium poppy), 1455 nucleotides long. Its product is annotated as actin-related protein 2/3 complex subunit 2A-like. NCBI's taxonomy places the organism in Eukaryota, Viridiplantae, Streptophyta, Magnoliopsida, Ranunculales, Papaveraceae. Gene Ontology annotation, biological process: actin filament polymerization; Arp2/3 complex-mediated actin nucleation. Gene Ontology annotation, cellular component: Arp2/3 protein complex; actin cytoskeleton. The transcript is spliced from 10 exons. Bases 96 to 1070 code for a protein of 324 amino acids. Gene Ontology annotation, molecular function: structural constituent of cytoskeleton; actin filament binding. The record is from RefSeq and is a predicted model, not a curated record.